GCAACAGUGUAAAAUUAUUUACAAAAACAUAAAAUUGACACUUACUGUUGACAUUUUAAAAAGUCAGCCAUUUACAACAAACUUCUACAAACAUCACAAUUAUUCUAUAAAAGUACAAUGCAAAGCUGAUUGUUAUGUGAAAUAACGUCCUACAAUAUGGGUAACUCAGGUUUGAAACAACAUAUCGAAACGGCACAAAAGACUGGAGUCCUGAAGGUUUCCCAGGGCAAGUUAAACGAGUUCCCACCAGCAUUCAAGCAACUUGAGGGUUGUCUACGGACCUUGGAUUUAUCUGAUAAUAAGUUUGUUGUCCUGCCAAAUGAAAUAAGCAGAUACAUUCAGCUCAAGCAUCUAAAUCUCAGUAAAAAUAAAAUAGGAAAAUUGCCAGAUUGCAUUGGAGCCCUAACAAAAUUGGAAUCAUUUAAUGCUAGUCACAACAAUUUAACCUCUUUGCCUAGAACAUUGUCCAAUUUAAUAAAUUUAAAACAGGUAAAUCUUAGUGAUAAUCAUAUCAAAGAGUUUCCACUGAUGUUUUGUGGACUGAAACACUUGGAUGUGCUGGAUUUGUCCAGGAAUGAGAUUGUGUCCCUUCCUUCGGAAAUCUCUGGUUUGAAUGUAACAGAGCUCAAUGUCAACCAAAACCAGAUAUCUCAUGUUUCACCGGAAAUAGCACAGUGUGCUCGUUUGAAGACAUUGAGACUAGAAGAAAACUGUUUACAACUGACUGCUAUUAACCCAAAAAUUCUUCGUGAUUCAAAAAUAUCUAACCUGGCAUUGGAUGGUAAUUUAUUUGAAAUGAAGCAGUUAUCUGAUAUAACUGGUUAUGAUGCUUAUAUGGAUAGAUUCACAGCAGUUAAGAAAAAGCUCUUUUAAUUUCAGUAAGUGCAGAGUUUUAUUAUUUACAAUGUAAUUUCAGUCUGUCAUUUGUUGCAUCUAUUUGUGAUAUAGUUAAUUUAGUCAAAGAAUAUUUUUAAUAUAAACUUACAUUUCCACGACGUCCUAAACUGGAAUGGACAAGAUUUGUGAUGUGUAUUCCAUUUUAAUAUCUGGUGCUUUCUGUCAAUUCUAUAUACUGUAAAGAAAUGCCCAUCAUUUUAUACUGACAUAUUUUAGCUAUAUAUGUUUAUAAUUCUACACUCUAAAAUAUAUGCUUCUUUAUAAAAUUGA
This is a messenger RNA of Aethina tumida (small hive beetle), 1167 nucleotides long. RefSeq names its product leucine-rich repeat-containing protein 57. Lineage: Eukaryota; Metazoa; Arthropoda; Insecta; Coleoptera; Nitidulidae. Bases 157 to 873 code for a protein of 238 amino acids. The transcript is spliced from 2 exons. The record is from RefSeq and is a predicted model, not a curated record. Gene Ontology annotation, molecular function: protein binding.